Clunio marinus is the source of this 198-nucleotide messenger RNA. NCBI's taxonomy places the organism in Eukaryota, Metazoa, Arthropoda, Insecta, Diptera, Chironomidae. The record is from the annotation of a GenBank genome assembly.
AUGGAAUUGUGUUUUGGUUGCAAGAGAUGUGAAGGAAAGAAACCACAGGCAGUUGAACCCUUUUUUCUCCUCAAAGGUCAGUUAUCGGUGAACAUUUUGAUCAUGGAAUUAAGUUUAUUACAUUUUCUGGCAUGUCAUAAAGAUUCAAUGGGAUUCCUUUUUCCAUUCGUUGAUACGAACAUUCUUACGUCAACAUGA